Molecule: messenger RNA, 209 nt
Organism: Geodia barretti
Lineage: Eukaryota; Metazoa; Porifera; Demospongiae; Tetractinellida; Geodiidae
Source: the annotation of a GenBank genome assembly
CACCGCCCCCACCCUGACUUCGGGACUAUCGCUGCUGAUUUUGUCUACUACUGCUAGUAAAAUCAACAACCAGUAAGAACAUGCUCCUCUGUUUCCCAGCACCAUCCACCAAACACUCUACUGACGAGUGUCCUACGACCUUGAAUGGAAUAACCAUCUCAAGUUCAUUGCCUCUCGAGCAUACAAGUCUUACGUACAUUUCUCCGAAG